Molecule: messenger RNA, 1590 nt
Organism: Bipolaris victoriae FI3
Lineage: Eukaryota; Fungi; Ascomycota; Dothideomycetes; Pleosporales; Pleosporaceae
Exons: 3
Coding region: 1-1590 (529 amino acids)
Biological process (GO): cellular response to oxidative stress; response to reactive oxygen species; hydrogen peroxide catabolic process
Molecular function (GO): heme binding; peroxidase activity
Source: RefSeq, a predicted model, not a curated record
AUGAAGAGCAACCUCGCAAUCGGUCUCGCGCUGAUUGCGCCCAGUUAUCAGGCGUACGUCUGGCCCAGCCAAUACGACCGCACCGAGGACCUGUUAUAUUUACAAAGCGGCUACAUUAAAAUCGGCCAAAUAUCUGAUCAAGUUCAGACGUGCGAUUUUGGCGCGGGUGCACCUGGUAUACAAAAGGCAGCGGAGUGGGUACGAACCGCCUUCCACGAUUCUGUGACACACGAUGCCUCUAAGAAAACUGGAGGACUGGACGCCUCGAUCCAAUUUGAGCUUGAACGACCAGAGAACCUUGGCCAGGCACUCAACAACACAUUAUCGGACAUGGCUGGCGGCUACGAUAUCCGCACCCCGAUGUCAGACCUUCUCGCAAUGGCUCUAGUUAUGUCAGUGGAUCGUUGUGCGGGCAUGCACGUACCACUAAGGCUGGGCCGGAAAGAUGCGACAGAAGCCGGUAUCAAAGGAGUGCCUGAGGCCCAUACAAGCCUCGAGACCACCCGCCAGCGAUUCGCAACUGCUAGUCUCAGUGAAGUCGAUAUGAUCACUUUGAUUGCUUGUGGGCACAGCAUUGGUGGCGUCCACUCCGUCGACCACCCUGAAAUUGUCUCUGGUCCUGUUAGCGAAGAGAACAAAGCCAGUUUUGACACCACCAAAGAUGUUUUGGACAACCAAGUGGUUGUGGAAUACCUUAACAACUCCACCACAAAUCCACUAGUCCGCAACGCCAACGAUACAUUGAACUCGGAUAAGCGUGUCUUCGCUUCGGAUGAUAACAAAACCAUGAGAAAGCUGGCAGAUCCAGCUUAUUUCAAGUCGCAGUGCGAGGAUGUCUUUACACGCAUGCUAAAUCUCGUCCCGGGAGACGUCACGCUCACCGAGCCCCUGCAGCCAGCAGACGUUAGGCCAUACCCUGUGAAAUACGAAGUCAAUGACGACGGAGGUGUAGACUUCAGCCUCCGCCUCCGUAUCCGUAUCUCAGAAGGUAGCGGUUUUGAUCCCGCAUCUCUCAACGCAUCUAUCAUUCCCAUCAAGCACGAUGGCACUCUAGGGGAGGAGAUCAAUGGUGUGAUGGCCACAAUGAUGGGGGGAACAUCGAGCGGCUACCAGAGGGAGCUAUUUCAAUGGUUCGAAGUCUUCCAAUCGCUCAACGCCAGCGACGUUUUUGACUCGUUUAAAAUCCGCGUCAACGGCAAAAUCUACGACAACGGCGGAACAGGUAGCUACCCUGUCAACGGCGAUGUGCUUUGGCAAUCAGCACAGACGUGCGCCAAUUUCCAUCCCGACCAGAGCAUCGACAUGACCUUUGUUGCUGCUAUUUCAAAGGCUCUGUUGGCUAAGGGAGCUACCCCACAAAUUCGCGUGGUCGAGAGGACGCGAGUCCCAGGAAAUGUUGUUCCUAAGUUGACCCCAGUCGUGCUCCCGAUGCAGCGUACCUCUCAAGAGAAAGCUGGAUACGUAUAUUACACUGUUGAAAGGAAAUUCGACAAUCAAACCGAAACUUCUACCUUUGAUUUGAUAGUGGGCGAUUCCAAGCUUGAGUACCUUCAAACAGGUAAUCUGAAUACGUGUCAGACUUCAGCAUAG